Pelecanus crispus (Dalmatian pelican) is the source of this 1479-nucleotide messenger RNA. The record is from RefSeq and is a predicted model, not a curated record. NCBI's taxonomy places the organism in Eukaryota, Metazoa, Chordata, Aves, Pelecaniformes, Pelecanidae.
AUGUGGGCGCAUUCAAUGACAGUUCAAGAUUACCAGGAUCUCAUAGACAGAGGAUGGCGAAGAAGUGGAAAAUAUGUCUACAAACCUAUCAUGAAUCAAACGUGUUGUCCUCAAUACACGAUAAGGUGCCAGGCUUUGUGUUUUCAGACCUCCAAAUCUCACAAGAAAGUUCUGAAGAAAAUGUUGAAAUUUAUUUCCAAAGGAGAUGUUUCGAAAUUAGUGAGUGAAGAAGAGCCCAUGGAUUCCCAUAUAGAUGAUGUGGUCGCGUGCGAUUUUGCAUACAAAAGCGAAUCUCAUGUCAGUCAGUCUGAACUGACUCCCUUGAGCGUGGAUCACACGGAGAGGGUGGAGAAUGAAGAUGAGGACACAGGAGAAACAAAAGGAGAGGUGAAUGUGCAGAAGGUGGAAGCAGGUUCUCUUCAGAGAUGUGCAGAUAAAGACACGCCGGUCCCUGGAGAGCCAUCACGUACGGCUAAAAUUGUUCAUGCACCACCUAAGCCAGGCAAAGGGGCUGAUUUGAGCAAGCCACCGUGUCGAAAAGCAAAGGACAUACGGAAAGAAAGAAAACUGCAGAAACUCCUUCAGAACCAGAUGUGCACGUUUGAAGGCUCUCCACUUCAAGCAGGAGAUCAAGUUUUCCUCUUGCAAAACUCUAAAUCUAAAACAAACCAACCUAAAACCAUUGAAGACUUUGUUUUUGUCUCUUUACCUGAUGAUGCACCACACAAAUUAGAGGUGAGGUUAGUACCUGUUUCCUUUGAGGACCCCCAGUUCAAAUCAUCCUUCAACCAAUCAGCCUCUUUAUUUGCCAAGUAUCAGAUGGCUAUACACAAGGAUACACCUUCUGAGUGUGGCGAAAAUGAGUUCACACGAUUCCUCUGUGAUUCUCCUCUGGAGGCAGAGAAUGCACCAAAUGGACCGGAAUGUGGUUAUGGUUCUUUCCACCAGCAGUAUUGGCUGGAUGGGAAGAUAAUUGCUGUUGGCGUAAUUGAUAUCCUGCCCUACUGUGUGUCCUCCGUCUAUCUGUACUACGAUCCAGACUAUUCUUUCUUAUCUUUGGGAGUCUACUCUGCAUUACGGGAAAUUGCUUUUACUAGGCAACUUCAUGAAAAAGCUCCUGAUCUCUGUUUUUAUUACAUGGGUUUCUACAUUCAUUCAUGCCCCAAAAUGAGAUACAAGGGUCAGUAUAGGCCGUCUGACUUGUUGUGUCCAGAGACAUACAUCUGGACGCCUAUUGAGCAAUGUCUACCCCUGCUCGAGCACUCCAAAUACUGUCGAUUCAACCAGGAUGUAAAAGCAGUUGAUGAAGGUCGUAUUAAGGAACUGGGCAGAGUGAGAGUACUUCACAAGAGAACUGUGAUGCCUUACAGUGUCUAUAAGAAAAGAAGGAAGGGCCCAAGCGACGAAGCCAGUGUUCAGCAAUAUGCAAGUUUGGUUGGACAGACCUGUUCAGAAAGAAUGUUAUUGUUCAGAAGUUGA